UUUCUCGAAGAAGUGUUAUCAUUUUAACACAGGAGUUGAAAAUUCCCGGGAAAGUUGUUUCGUUUUGUGUUAAAACCGGAAGUACAUAAAUUUGGCAAACAUAUUUGGUUUAUUUAUUCAAAAUAGAAAAAUGACAUGCCUGCAUAUGUGCAUCAGAAAUAGACUAUUGAAAGCCUCCUCAAACCACCUAAGGCAUUAUGUUACGCAUACAAAUUCAGGAAGUAUUUACAAACCUUUACUCAAGGGAAGUGAAACAUAUACAUUAAUUGGACAAGCUACAAGAAAUAUAACCACAUUUCAUCAUUUCUACAGAGGACUUAAACAUUGUAAAGUGCGUAAAAGUCGCCAUUGUGUAGCAGUAUCAACUUGCUUUGACUUUCAUACAACCCCUCGAUAUCGUGUGAAUCCUGUAUUCUGGUUGGCUAUUAAACAAGUGGGGAAAUUAGGGGCUAUAAUAACAGGAAGGAGUCUCAGGAAAUAUUGGAAGAGGCUACCUAAAGAUGAUAAGAGGACUGUGAUGCAACUGUUGAGAAAUAAUCGGAACAAGAUCUGGGCAGCUGUUGGAGCUCUUGUAUUACUUAUGGGCAUUAACUAUGCAACCCAUCUACAAACAACUCCCCUCACCAACAGGACUCGCUACAUAGCAUUCACAGAGGAACAGUUUAUGAAGAUUGUGCAGUAUGAAGCAGAUGGAUAUAUGGAAACAUUUAAGGAUAAAAUACUUUCCUCAAGGCACCCUGACUAUCAACGCGUUGUAAGGGUUGCAAGUAGAAUAGUGGAGGGCAAUAGGGACAUUGAAAAGAUGAAAAAUUUGAAAUGGACUGUAGUUGUGGUAGACGACCCAGAGAAGAAUGCAUUUGUUUUGCCUUCAGGACAUAUAUUUGUGUUCAGAGGAAUGCUUGAAACAUGUCAGAAUGAUGACCAGCUGGGUAUUAUCUUGGGACAUGAAAUGGCACAUGCUCUCUUGGAACAUGGGGCAGAACAAGUGAGCUAUGCAAACAUAUUGGACGUUGUUGUUAUAUUCAUUAUGGCUGGGAUCUGGUUCUUUAUGCCUACAGAUGGGAUAGCAUUGGUUACACAAUGGUUCUACAACAAAGUCAUCCAUUUGAUGUUUUCACUGCCAUUUAGUCGCAUGAUGGAGACAGAGGCUGAUGAAAUAGGACUACAGCUCUGUGCUAAGGCAUGCAUGGAUGUACGAGAAAGCCCAGCCUUUUGGCGAUUGAUGCACAUGCUCCAGACUGCAAAGAACAAAACAGAGGAGAGUGGAGUCACUGAGUUGGCUCUUGAUGUCCCCCAGCUCCUUUCAACCCAUCCUUCACAUGCUACUAGGGCAGACAACCUCAAUGACCUUGUACCUCAGGCUAUUAAACUUCGAGCUGAUUGCAAUUGCCCAAGGCUGCCAACUGCUGACCCCAGAGAUGCAAUACAAAAGCUGGAAGCCAGUAUGGAACACGCUAUCAAAAAUAAACAGUUGCAGAAAUUGGGAAUGGCUAUCAAAUCUGAUGUUGUUAAACCUUUUAAUCAAUCUGCAGUGUCAACAUCCUAAACCUUGAAAGCAUGUUUUUGAAUCCAAUAAGUUUGCGUUGAAAGAUAACCUAUAAGUUAUUUGAGGAUGGAACUGCUCAACUGGAAUAAUUUUAGUGAUAUGUAGUUUCAGAAGUAGGGGUUCCUACAGACUGAAAUUCAGGGAAUUAUUUUUCUAGCAUCUAGAAAUGUCAGGGAAGUUAGUUCAAAAAGGGCCUAAAAUAUUGGAGCUUAUGCAAACUAUAAAAUGGUUCAAGAGAAUUUAGGUAGCCAAAAAUUUACAAAAAAGCAUGUUUAUAAUAUAAAGUUAUCAACUAGAUACAUGGACUGUAUCUUUAUCUUUUAAUCUGCAAGGGGUAUUGGGGUUUUAGAGAAUACACCUUGCUAAAAUCACUGAAAGAUGAACACAUAUUCACCUCAACAGAUUGAAAUAUUUUUACAGUACUAUUUUAUAAUGUUGCCAUAGUAUUAUUUUGUGAAAUACUUGUACAGUAAAACCUG
Owenia fusiformis is the source of this 2025-nucleotide messenger RNA. The record is from the annotation of a GenBank genome assembly. Lineage: Eukaryota; Metazoa; Annelida; Polychaeta; Sabellida; Oweniidae.